AUGGCUGCCAGCCCCAAGCAUAUUCUCACGUGGUUUCAACGCGAACAUUGUUUGCGAUACCGUAUUUCCAGUUCCUGUAGUGGAUCUAUCACACAUACUACUGAAGUCGAAUCUGGUCUGUUUGAAAUUUGUGGGCUGAUGCAGCAGAGGGCCUUUUGCGGCCUCUAUACCGCUUCUGCUCAAGGAAUGCUGUCAGCUGUGUCCGAGAAACGCGCCGCUGGUGAACUCACUAAUCGAGCUCUUGAACCUUCUCUACUCCAGCACGCAGGUAGGAACGUAGCUGCCUAG
This is a messenger RNA of Rodentolepis nana, 288 nucleotides long. Lineage: Eukaryota; Metazoa; Platyhelminthes; Cestoda; Cyclophyllidea; Hymenolepididae. The record is from the annotation of a GenBank genome assembly.